GUGGAAAAGAAGGCAGAGCAAGAGCGAGCGGCGGGGAGGAGGAUGCGCGUCUCGUGAGGAAGGAUUCUGUCGGCGAGCGCGGUCGGAGGGCUUGGAGCAGGCACGUCGGGAGGUGCGGGGCGUGGAGAAGGAUCGGCGCAGCGGUGAGGGCGAUGGUCGGCGUUGGAGCAGCGCGGCGGAGCUGGGCGGCCGCGGUGGUGGUGCUGCAGGCGGCCUGGGCGCUGGUCGGCGGGCAGGUGCGGUACUCGGUGCCGGAGGAAGCCGAGGCCGGUACGGUGGUGGGGCGGCUGGCGCAGGACCUGGGCCUGGAGGCGGGCGAGGCGGAGGCGCGGCGGCUGCGUCUGGUGGCGCGGGGCCGGCGGGCGAGCGUGGAGGUGAGCGGGGCGAGCGGGGCGCUGGUGGUGAGCUCGCGGCUGGACCGGGAGGAGCUGUGCGGGAAGAGCGCGCCGUGCGCCCUGCGUCUGGAGGUGCUGCUGGACCGGCCGCUGCGCGUCUUCCACGUGGAGGUGGAGGUGACCGACAUCAACGACAAUGCCCCGCGCUUCCCCGCCGCCUACAAAAACAUCAGCGUGUGGGAAAACUCCCCACUGAAUUCACGCUUCCCGCUGGAGGGUGCGUCGGAUGCGGAUAUCGGUUCGAACGCGCAGCUCUCCUAUUCACUGAGCCCCUCCGAGCACUUCGCGCUGGAUGUGCAGCGGGGAGAUGAGAAUCUGGAAUCAUUAUUCUUGGUUCUCACAAAACCGCUGGACCGCGAGUCGCUGUCCGAGCACCGCUUGGUGCUGACGGCGAGUGACGGGGGCAGGCCGGCGCUGACGGGCACGGUGCAGCUGGUGAUCUCGGUGCUGGAUGCGAACGACAACGCGCCGCAGUUCAACCAGUCGGUGUAUAAAGUGCAGCUGCCGGAGGACGCGGCGGAGGGGAAUCUGGUGGCGCGGGUGGCAGCCACGGACCCGGACGAGGGAAUUAAUCAGGAGUUUUCCUACAGCAUCGUCAGUUCUGUUCCUGCAUCUCAGAGAGAUUCAUUCAGCAUAGAUCCGCGGACGGGGGAGAUCCGACUCCGCGGACUACUUGACUAUGAAGUCGUCCGUUUAUGCGAGUUGCAAAUCGAGGCGAGAGAUAACGGCUUUCCUCCCCUGUCAGGACACUGCAAGGUGGUUGUGCAAGUGCUGGACGUGAACGACAACGCGCCGGAGGUGUGGGUGACGUCGCUGUCGGUGCCGGUGCCCGAGGACGCGGCGCUGGGGACGGUGGUGGCGCUGCUGAGCGUGUCGGACCGGGACUCGGGGCCGAACGGGCGGGUGCGCUGCGCGGUGCGGCCGCCGUCGCCGUUCGGGCUGGUGGCGACGUUCGCGGGCUCGUACUCGCUGGUGCUGCGGGAGGCGCUGGACCGGGAGCGGGUGUCGGAGUACGAGGUGGAGGUGCGUGCGGAGGACGGCGGGGCGCCGCCGCUGCGCGCCAGCCGCGGGCUGCGGGUGCCGGUGUCGGACGUGAACGACAACGCGCCGGCGUUCGCGCAGGCCGUGUACACGGUGCUGGCGCGGGAGAACAACGCGGCGGGCGCGGAGCUGGCGCGGCUGUGGGCGCGGGACCCGGACGAGGCAGGCAACGGGCGCGUGAGCUACUCGGUGGCGGAGGGCGGCGCGGGGACGGGCGCGGGCUCGGGCUCGGGCUCGGGGUGGCGUCCGGCGUCGAGCUACGUGUCGGUGGACGCGGAGAGCGGGCGCCUGCGUGCGCUGCGUCCGCUGGACUACGAGGAGCUGCAGGUGCUGCAGUUCGAGGUGCGGGCGGUGGACGCGGGGGAGCCGCCGCUGUGCGGCAACGCCACGGUGCAGCUGUUCGUGGUGGACGAGAACGACAACGCGCCGGCGCUGCUGCCGCCUGCGGGCGGCGGGCCGUGGCCCUGGGCUGCGGGCGAGGCGGCGGAGCCGGGGUCGCGGCCGCCGGGCUCGGCGGGUUCGGCGGGUUCGGCGGGCUCGGCGGUGUCGUCGUGGUCGCUGUGGGCGCGGGCGGCGUGGGGCGCGCCGGCGGGGCAGGUGGUGGCGAAGAUCCGCGCGGUGGACGCGGACUCGGGCUACAACGCGUGGCUGCGCUACGAGCUGCGGGAGCCGCGGGGCGAGGGCCCGUUCCGCGUGGGGCUGUACAGCGGCGAGGUGAGCACGGCGCGGGCGCUGGAGGAGGCGGACGGCCCGCGGCAGAGGCUGCUGAUCGUGGUGCGGGACCACGGGGAGCCGCCGCGCUCGGCCACGGCCACGCUGAGCGUGUCGCUGGUGGAGGGCGCCGAGGCGGCGCUGGCGGCGGUGGGGGCGGUGGGGGCGGUGUCGGUGUCGGCGGGGGCGGGGCUGCGGCCGGCGGCGAGCGCGGAGGGCGGAUCUGCGGCGUCGGGAGCGUCGGCGGCGACGAACGUGUGGCUGGUGGUGGCCAUCUGCGCGGUGUCGAGCCUGUUGGUGCUGGCGGUGGUGCUGUACGGGGCCGGGCGCUGGGCGCCGCGGGCGGCGGUGCUGGCGGGGCCCGGUCCGGCGACGCUGGUGUGCGCCAGCGAGGUGGGCAGCUGGUCGUACUCGCAGCGCCAGAGCCGGAGCCUGUGCGUGGCCACGGACGGCGCGGGCAAGAGCGACCUGAUGGUGUUCAGCCCCAACUGCCCUCCGGCGCCCGGCCCCGCGCCGAAGGAGACGCCGCAGGAGCCGCCCUCUUUGCUGGACACGGUCAGUGCCUCUCGCGGCCUCCUCUCCCCUUCCUUCCUCCCUUCCUAUCUUUCUUUUCAUUAUUCUGGGAGAACUUGUGGUGGAGUAUGUGAUGUCCUGUUUCCUUGCCAGGUUUAGUUUAAGAAGGUGAUUCUGGAUUCUAGAUCUGUUGCUGAUUUCUUAUGAUUCAUGCUGUACAAAUGCUGUUGGUGGUGUGCAGCAUUUCUUCCUGAGUUUUCAGGAUGUUUGGAAUACAUGGAAGGUCAGUCUGGUUGCGCCAGAACAGCAGGCAGGAUUCAGUGUCAUUGGUGUCACUAGGUGCUGUCUUUGGAUAUGGUUUCUUUUCAGAAACUCUGUCUUCCUUUUGUUUUGGUCUCCUUAUAAAGGAUUGUGAAACAAGGCAGUAGUUUAGAGUUGAGGGUUAUGUUUGUGAUGUAAAACUUCUGUAUUUCGAUUUUCAUGGUAGAGUUAUAAUGAGAAGCAGUAUGGACUUUUCCUAUUUUUAUUAGUAUUUUUUAAAUUUUUUUAGUUUGUUGUUGUCUUCUUUGGUAAUGAAAUUUAUUCAGAGAGAAUAGCGUGGCCAUAUUCAUGGAAAUGGGAAUACAUACUUAUUUCUAAUAGGAAUGCUGUUUCCAUGCUGAGCAAUUUAAAUUGUUGUGACCUCCAAGACUGGUUUUAUGAAUGGCAUUUUGCUACUUCUUCUCUUCUCUGCCUCCUCUGACAGUCUUUAAUCCUUUUCUGUACAUUUUGCACUUGAAACCUUCAUGACUAAUGCUUUUGGUUGCAAGAAUAGCCCACAUAUGUAAAUAUCUAAAGGACGGGUGUCAGGAGGGUGUGGCCAGGCUGUUUUCAGUGAUGCCCAGCAAUAGAACAAGGAAACAAACUGAAACAUAGGAAGUUCCAUCUGAAUGUGAGAAAUAACUUCUUUACUAUGAGGGUGACAGAGCACUGGAACAGGCUACUGAGAGAGGUUGUGGUGUCUCCUUCUCUGAUGAUACUGUAAACCCAUCAGGAUGCUUUCCUUUGCAACGUACUCCAGGGAACGUGCUUUAGCAAGGGGUGGAGUAAGUUGAUGUCCAGCGGUCCCUUCCAACCCCAGUGAUUCUGUGAUUCUAUUUAAUUGUGUGAAAUCUUACCACGUGUGGUUGCAGAAAGUGGCGUUAGCUUCUGUGUCUGCUGGUGUUGUGAUGUUGAUGCCUUUUCAUGGAGGAAAAUAAAUGAUUGUGCUCUUAAAUUGGUGUAGUUUUGCACUUGUUUUCUCUGCUGGAAAAAAUGAUUUGACUUACGCAGUCCUCUCUUGAUGUUCUUUCACCAUUGUUAUCAGCAUCAGCCACAGACUUAGAAAAUCUCUGGAACUCUGUCAUCCGAGAAAACGUCACAAAUAAUUCUGUACAGUUACUAUUAUCAAUUACAGUGCUCUUCUUGAUGUUGCCUGGGCUAUUCCCUCACAGAAUGAAAUCAGUGACUAUUGCUUUUAGAGGUGUCAUGACGUUGCUGUUAGAAAUAGCGUUGCUUACAGGCCUGUAACAUUUUCAUCUGAUAUGACAGAAGCACUGCAAAACAGGAAUGGCCAGCUGCACAGUUUCUGCUGCAUUCUGCAUGUAUACAAUAGUCUCUCUUUGUUUCUGUUAAUGGCGCUAUCAUUGAUAGGAAAGUUGUCCAAAAUACAGUCAGCCUCUGUGUGAGAAUUGCAAAUGUGGCACCUGUGAGAAGUGAACAUAGCAAUGACAGGGAGUAAGGUCUGUUUUUUGCUGAUGUGAUGGGUGGUCCUAAACAAUGGAAAAACUUGUGCAAGGGGAAGGACAUCAUUUGGAAGAGGAUGGGGCAUGUCAUAAGAAUGAGAGAGAUCUGCUUGUCUUGAGAACAAGUGCCUAAGAAUGUGGAAUUAACAAUGUCCAUUUCAAAGCCAGAGGUGGAAUGGGCCCAGAGCAUUCUGGGCCAGGAUCCUUGCCUGGGUUCCCAGAGAUGGGAUCUGGUGGUUUUCCUGCUCUUGAGGUUGUAUGUAGUACCAGUCUUUCUGAGCAUGCGAGGCUGUGUGUUAUUCAUGGUGCCACAUGAUUAAUUUGGUUUAUUUGCUUGGAGACUUUCUGUGUUUUCUUCCCUGGAGGAAUCACUGAAGCAUGUAGAGGAAGACCUGGUAUGCUCAGAGAAGUGAAAUAAUUGCAUAUUUAUAUAUGAGACAUGGGGAGGCCUUCAGACAAACAGUUGUUGACACUACAGCCAUUUCACAAGGUGUGAUGAGUUUUCUCAGGUGCAUGUGUAGUCAAAUUCUGUGUGCUCUCACUCCCUAUUGUCCUUGUGCCAUUCCUGGUUGGGAAGACAUCUGUCACGUUUGUGUUUAUUCACUCGUGUUCGAAUGUGGAAUGUUGUUGCUCUAACAGUGGCUUUUCACAAUAUUAGUAGUUCUGCCUGGCUGUAGUGGGCCUUCCCCUGAUCUUCCCUCUUCUCGUAUUGUUGCUUGGGAGGGGAAGAAGUGUGCUCUCUACUCCAGAUGUUGGCAAACCUUGUGUUUCAAUGAUGUGCAAUUGGAUCUUUUUGUUUCUUUCUCCCUGUCAGAUAAGUGUCCUACUUCAUUGUUUUACUUCUCUCACACUGGAAGUAUGUUGGUGAUGGUGAAUGGGAUGUAGUGGACUGAGUUCAGGUGGCUGUGACAUUGCAGACCUUUGAGCAAUUGGCCAUGAGUGUGCGAUAUAGCUUUUCCACACUUGUGAGCUCUGGUACUCAUAGAGAGAAAGUCAUUAGCUUUCAGGUUUCCCUCUUGCUUCCCUUCUGGUAUAUGUGUGCCAGGGAGCACUGCAUGCUAUCCAAUAUAAUGUUCUUUUUGUGAACAAGCAUCUGCUCCUGUUAUGGGUAAGUUGUUCUUAUUAAAGGAAUAUGUGAUCAAUAGACAGCUGUAUGUUUCAGUGUUUUGUUGUGAUUCCUUUCUGUUGGAGGGAGCGAACAUUGCCUGAGGGCUGGAGCCUUCUGCUGAUGAAGUGCAUUUGUAUGGGGAGAGCAGUUUCUGCCACAGGCAGAAACAGUUCCUUCCUGGGUUGUGUGUCAGCCUAGAGUUGGAAAUAGAGGUGAUUUUUUCAGGAGACAAUAUUUGGUGGGUAUAAUCAUCGUGUACUUGACUUCUCCCCCAUUUGUGCACAUGCCGAAUUGGCUUUGGUCUGAUGGUGUGCCAUCUUGUGUCAGGGCUCAUUCUAAAAUAUAGAUGUAUACACAAAAUCCUGAACAGCAGCCCAGGUCACUUUCUCUGAAGAAAAAAAGUUCUUUACAGCCACAGGUAUGUGUUUGUAUUUUUUUAUUUUUUAUUUUUUGGAGGACUCAUCAGUGUUGGAGGAAGUAAACUAAGGCAUUUGGCAAUAGAUGCUCCAACAACUUGGGUGCUUUUCACAGAAUUUUCUCAGCUUCUCUGUGUGAACCUGAUAGUUUCUCAGUAUAGAUAUAGAUAGUGUAUAAGACAAGUUGUUUGUGCAUUUGUGAUGAGUGUGCACUGCUACGAUUUGUGAGGAUUUGCUUUACACUCGAUAGAAGAAUAAAAUCCCACAUUGGCUUGAUUUGAGUUAGAACAGAACAACUCUCCCACGAUGUAGGUUAUCUUGGAUCAUACAAAUGUUUAUUAUGCAAUCUUAAUUUUGACCUCAGCCCAACUCUAAGUUACCCGAAAAUAAAACACUGCUCAUUUUGCUGCCUGUAGCGUGUGUAUUCUCAUCCCUCUGAGUAUGGCAUGAAUGAGGAGGUGAUCUGCUUAUACCAUGUAAAUGGGUGAUCUUAGCAAGUGGGUAAGCAGAAGAAAAAUACAUUUACCCUCUUUAAACACCUUUCAUUCUGGAUUCACGUGGAGUGAGUUUGGUGGGGUUUUUUUUAUAUAAAGUCUGUCCCAGAAUUUCUUUCUAUGCAGCGGUCAAGACAUUGGUCUCUAUCCAGGCCAUUACAUCCUUUUUCUACAUGAAGCUGCAAAAAAAAAAAAAAAAAAAAAAAAAGUCUUGCAGAACAUUACUCGUACCAAUCCUCUAUUUGCUCACAAUCUGCCUGCACCUGGAAAAGUGAACAAAAUGCUUUUACACAGGGCAGGACUCAUUACUGUCUCUAUCUGGGGUAAUACUAAUGUGAGCUCACAGGAGAUACAUAGAUGCAAAAAACGGAAAUGCAGAACAAAGCCAUUCCAUUAUAUUCUGAACGUGUUAGGAACGUGUUAAUGGAAGUCUCCAUCCCUGGAUGAUGCACUGUCUGACGGAGGUUGCUGCUUACCUUUUUCAUGAGCUUGUCUGCUUAGGAGCAUCACAGAAGGGAAGGACCACACUUCAUCUUCAGAGGCUGAACAUCCACUCUGCCCUGCAUGAAAGAAUCUGGGAUAGUAAACGUGCUUUGUCUAAAUGCUUCCUCGGAGCAAUGAGCCUGCCACUGGUCGGGGUAAAGAAAUACAGAUAAGGUACAAAGAUGCAGGAUUAAGGAGAGUUUGUCCUUGUGAUUUGAAUUUGCACAGUGUGAACUCAUCAGAAAUUAAACACAAAUAAACUGUGAGGAAAAGCCACUGGUCAUGUGUGUAAGAAGGGGAACUGUUUUCCACUUUUAUCCCUGUACUCAGUCCUUAUAAGACUUAGAUGACCAGCCAGUGAACCUCAGCUUCCCAGGCUAAAAAUCAAGGCUAAAAAUGAAAUUCAUAUUAGAUACCUUUUGCUCUAAGAAAUAUAUAGAAGGCCACAAGAAUGGAGCAUGUUUUCAGAAACAUUUCAGGUAAACCACAUGGCUUCUAACAGAGGAACACUGAUAACAUACAUCGUGGAAGAUGUACCACUAAGCAAAAUUCAAUGGACUUCCUACAUGCCCAUUUCACUUGGAAAGGAGGGAUGAAAGAUAACUCGAAGUCUCAUUGGAGCUAAAGCGAUGUGCACUUCUGCGGAACAGGUAGAGUACUGUAGAUAAAGAUUCGGGAAAACAAAGAAGAAAAAGAAAAAAAAAAACAACUGAAAGAGCAAUGGAGUGAAAAGAAUGAAAAAUGGUAAAGAUGAAGCGAAUCCGGCGCGA
Molecule: messenger RNA, 7694 nt
Organism: Gallus gallus (chicken)
Lineage: Eukaryota; Metazoa; Chordata; Aves; Galliformes; Phasianidae
Product: protocadherin alpha-2-like
Exons: 1
Coding region: 153-2819 (888 amino acids)
Biological process (GO): homophilic cell-cell adhesion
Cellular component (GO): plasma membrane
Molecular function (GO): calcium ion binding
Source: RefSeq, a predicted model, not a curated record